AUGGAGAAUCAGAUACUGCUUGACAUAGGAUCGGUUAUAGAUGGUGGACUUGUAACUGAAAUAUUUAGCCAAAAUAAUCCAGUUAGUUCUGAAAACUUUAAUUUGGAGACUGCGUUAAUUAAUAAUCCCAGCGAAGAGGGAUUGUCUUCUGGUCAAGACAGUCACUUAUGCACCAUAGCUGUGGGAGAGACUUUGUUAGAUCACUUUAAGUAUCCUCUUACUUUUGAAAAUCAAAAUACACUCACAAAAGUUGAAAUAUGUCCGCAUGGAAACAGCAGCUGUGACAGUGAAGAUCUUGGAAAAUAUAAGGAAUUGAAUUUCCCAGAAGAAGAUGAGCAUAUGCAUUCACCUUAUCUGCCUUCAAAUGGUGUCCAUUUUCUUUCUUCUGUACUGAUGCAACAUAAAAAUUUCAGUGAUCCGUCUUCAAGCAUUUCCUCUCUAGAAGGAACAGUCAGUCAGAAUGUCAGAAUGAUACCAGACUAUGGUAGUGGUCAGUUUGUGCCUGGCUCUCCUACAGAAUCUUCCAGUGGUGUCUGUGGCUUACCUCAGACUAGUGCUUCUGUCUACGAUGAAAUUGCUGAAGUAAGAGAGGCAGUUAGUAAUGUUAUGGGGAAUGACCAAGAUGAAGCCAUUUUUCAGAGUUCAAAUGUAGGCGGGUCUGACUGCAAGUUAUUCGCGUUGCACAGUGUACUGGAGGAACCCAGCUGUUCACACAGAAGUGAUUCCAAUCCUGUGGUGAUAUGCCAGCUGGAUGGAGGUACUCAAAUACUCUGUAUAAACAGUUCUGGCACAAGAGAACUAAAAACGGUUCAUCUAAUUCCCCAGUAUCAGGACCAAUAUAAUUAUCUUCAAUCAGAUGUGGGCAACUCUGUAGCAGCUGUACUUGGGCAGUUUUUGCCAGUUUCAGGUAAACUGGAUUUGAAUGAAAAACAGUUUGAAAAUGGAUCCUUACCAUCAGUAGCCAGCACUGCCGCAUACCAUUCAGAAUCAAAUCUGCAAGGACCAGGGAAAAUGACUUCAGUUGGAUAUUGUGACUGUUUUGCUAACAGUGAUUUUUGCAACAACUGCAACUGCAAUAAUUGUUACAACAAUCCACUUCAUGAAACUGAGCGAUUUAAGGCCAUUAAGGCCUGUCUUGAUAGAAACCCAGAAGCUUUUCUACCAAAGAUUGGGAAGAGGAAACUGGGAGAAAUUAAACCUCGUCAUAACAAAGGAUGUAAUUGCAAGCGCUCAGGAUGCCUUAAGAAUUAUUGUGAGUGCUUUGAGGCUAAAAUUAUGUGUUCCUCUAUUUGCAAAUGCAUUGGUUGCAAAAAUUAUGAAGAAAGCCCAGAUCAAAAAACCCAGUUGAAUAUGCCAAACUACAUGGACAUUGGAAAUAAUGAAGGAAAUAGCCCAGUUUUAACAUCAGCAUUUGAAAUGUUACCAAAAUCGAAGAAAGACAGGCAACCAGCUGUAUGUAUAUCUUGGGAAGAAGUGAAAGCAACAUGUGCUUGUCUCCUGGUGCAGGCUGAAGAGGCAGAAAGAGGAGGUUACUCUGUUUGUCUAGCUGAACGAAUGAUCAUGGAAGAAUUUGGGAGAUGUUUAUCCCAAAUACUACAUGCAUAACUUAAAGGACUGAAAGUUGAAUAAUGUUCAAUGUCUUAUAAAACCAAUGAGUAUUAAUUUUGAUAUGUUGCUACAGUCUCCCACAUAUCUUACUUUAAUCUUUUGUAGGAUUAAUUUCAUUGACUUUAGCUGAAUUGUUUCUGAAUGAUGCUGGGGUAAGUGAGAUCAGAAUCACACCCAGCAUUUUUCAGAGUAGCAGUGUUAGACUAAGCUUAAUAUAUUUUCUACGAAAACAGACUUUGUCGUUAGGGUAUUCUGGUCGAAUUCUUCACUGUUUA
Dromaius novaehollandiae (emu) is the source of this 1883-nucleotide messenger RNA. It is a transcript of the gene TESMIN, whose product is annotated as testis expressed metallothionein like protein. NCBI's taxonomy places the organism in Eukaryota, Metazoa, Chordata, Aves, Casuariiformes, Dromaiidae. Gene Ontology annotation, biological process: regulation of DNA-templated transcription. The coding region runs from base 1 to 1605 and encodes 534 amino acids. The record is from RefSeq and is a predicted model, not a curated record. The transcript is spliced from 11 exons. Gene Ontology annotation, cellular component: nucleus.